AUGUUCGACACCUUCCCGGCCGAAGAUGCCAGGACAUGGACGGCUGAUCACACCCCUCAUGUCUGGCUAAUUUCGGCUUGCUAUCUCGGCUUCGUACUUACGGCACCUGGAAAAGUCGUUAUGAAGCAUGGCUUAUUGCCACAGUGGUACUACUAUAAUGGCUUAAUACAAUUGUGCCUACUGGUGGCAUUUGUUCCGCAGGUUGUUCUUUCAUUGACGGCGGGAUGGAGGGAUUCUGUAUGCUGUAAUCAUUCACUUUACAAUGGUAGGCUAUGA
Messenger RNA from Strongylus vulgaris, 276 nucleotides. The record is from the annotation of a GenBank genome assembly. NCBI's taxonomy places the organism in Eukaryota, Metazoa, Nematoda, Chromadorea, Rhabditida, Strongylidae.